This is a messenger RNA of Gigantopelta aegis, 4439 nucleotides long. Its product is annotated as ubiquitin carboxyl-terminal hydrolase 44-like. Lineage: Eukaryota; Metazoa; Mollusca; Gastropoda; Neomphalida; Peltospiridae. Gene Ontology annotation, biological process: protein deubiquitination. The coding region runs from base 463 to 2529 and encodes 688 amino acids. Gene Ontology annotation, cellular component: cytoplasm. The transcript has 16 exons. Gene Ontology annotation, molecular function: zinc ion binding; cysteine-type deubiquitinase activity. The record is from RefSeq and is a predicted model, not a curated record.
CCACAACUUGAAGGAAAGGACGAAAUAAUGUCGUAUUUCAAAUGUGCAGUCUGAGCUAAGACUGGAGAAGCAACUUCAUGUUAUGACGUCGCUUUCCAAAAUUACGUCAUUACACUUUUUUUUCAUAUAGUCUGAUGUAAACUGGACACUGUGUGAUGCAAACUGGACACAGUCUGAUAUUAACUGCAUACAGUCUGAUAUAAAGUGGAGACAGUCUGAUGCAAAGUGGAGACAGUCUGAUGCAAACUGGACACAGAUGUAAACUGGACACAGUCUAAUGUAAAGUGGACACAGUCCCAUAUAAACUGGACACAGUCUAAUGUAAAGUGGACACAGUCUGAUGUAAAGUGGACACAGUCUGAUGUAAAGUGGACACUGUCUGAUGUAAGCUGGACAGUCUGAUGUAAAGUGCAAACCGUCUGAUGUAAAGUGGACAGUCUGAUGUAAACUGUAGACCGAUCGAUGGAUCACUGUCAGCAUCUGAAGAGUCAUUUAGCUGAGAACCCGUCCUUCUUGAACCCAGAAAAAUGGAUGUGUGCCGUGUGUGGAACAACCGAGAGUGUUUGGGCAUGUUUGAGCUGCUCUCACGUGGCAUGUGGACGGUUCAGUGAAGGCCACGCUCUCAAUCACUUCACACAGACCAAGCACCCCAUUGCCCUAGAGUUGAACGAGAAAUAUGUUUACUGCUAUGUCUGUGAUGAGUACAUCCUGUCUGACAACAUGGACGGAGAUCUCAGCUUGCUGCGUCGUGCCAUCCACGCGAUCGCGGCACAGUCGUUUGACGAGAUGGAGUCGCGUGGCCAGCGCCUGCUGCAGAACUACUCGUACUCUGAGAUGCAGAACAGAACAAAUGCGGAUGAGAUUGAUAAACUUGCUACUGCAGACUGCCAUUAUAGGAAAUCCCUCCUUCAAAAAGCAUUCAGUGCUUGGUUUCACUGUGUCCUACAGGAAAAAGCAGAUGAGUCUGUUCAGACUGAGGUGACACCGAUCAAGAAAGCUAGACUGGAUGGGCUAUCUCCGUCUCCUGUCUCUCUCGCAUCACCGUCUCUGCGCAGGAGAACUCUCAUCCCCGGUGUCACUGGUCUCCGUAACCUUGGCAACACGUGUUACCUGAAUUCCAUACUGCAAUCAUUGGGCCACAUUGAAAAGUUCCGUCAGUUCUUUCUACACCUACAAUUCUACAGUGGCCUGAGUCCACCGGUGACACCAGUCAGGUCGUCCCUGAUGCCGAGAUUCACCCAGACUUGUACGAGCCCGGUAACCGAUGGCGACAGAGGACCGUCCUCCACGCAUAACAGAACCUACAGGAGGCUCAACACCAUGGACUGUUUUCAGCAUUUGUGUAGCGAGAUGGCGUCGACACCGGACUCGAAAAAAAUGUGUGUCGGAGGAUUGAGUGGCGGAGGAAAUCCAAGUACAUCCAUCAGCCUGGAUACUUCAGGGGAUCACGGUGAUUUCAUGUCUCUGUGUCAGGAAUUACACGGUCUGUUCCGAGUGAUGUGGUCCGGCAAGUGGGCACAGGUCAGUCCACAUGCGUUUCUGCAGGCAGUGUGGAACUUCAUUCCAACCUUCAAGGGUCACUUUCAGCAUGAUGCACAGGAGUUUCUCUGCGAGUUGUUGGACAAAGUCAGUGACGAGUUGCGCACAGUGAGAGAUCUGCAGAGUCAACCGCCCGUGGUGGAGGACACAUUCCAAGGGGAGUUAAUCAGCACGGUCACCUGUCUUGAGUGCAACCGAGAAUCGACGACCCGCGAACCCUUCAUGGAUCUCUCGCUCGAGUUCCCCAAACGCUACCAGAUAACCUCCCCUGAUGCCAAACUAUCCACAGAAACAUGUCAUAUAACAGAAAUAUUGGAGCAUUUUACAGAUAUUGAAAUUCUGGAUGGAAAAAUUUAUGGGUGUGAAUAUUGCAAUCGUCGUCGUAAAAAGACUGUUUAUACAUCUGCGCACAAACAACUGCUCAUCAAUGAACUUCCUCUUGUUUUAAGACUACACCUCAAGAGGUUUCGGUGGUCAGGACGGAACCACAGAGAGAAGAUCAGCACCCACGUGGAAUUUGACGACCUACUCAACAUGUCGACGUUCUGCUCGGACAACGUCCCCGAGUCCGAGUGUUGUUACAAGCUGACGGCCGUUGUCAUUCACCAUGGACGCGGGUUUGGGUCAGGUCACUACACCGCUUACUGCUGGAAUAGCGAGGCUGAUUCAUGGAUCUACUGCAAUGAUUCUAAAGUGGAGUUGUGUUCCUUGAAAGACGUUCUCCAGUCCCAGGCUUACAUUCUGUUGUACACAAAAGACCUUGACCCUUUGCCGAGCAGCUCCCCCUCCUCCUCCUCCAUGGAGGGUCUGCAGUGUUCGUACCUUGAGCCGGAGACGGACUCUCAAGUGAUAGAUGAAGACAUCACGUUCGUCUUCCACCCACCGAGCCAGGCUAGAUCGAGGAUGUUAGAAAACACACCGUCGUCUUCUUCGGAGGGGAGUAAGGACACUGCGGUCUCUGUGAAAUGUCGCCGGUGCUUGACUGUGUAGUAAAAUUGUGUCGUCAUCAUGAAAAUACAUUCUUUUAUGGAGAGCCAACUGUAGUAAAAUGUGUUGUGAUGAAAAUACGUUCUUUUAUGGAGAGCGCAAAUAGAAACUGAUGACAAGUGAAUGCAGUGGUUCAUGUUAUUAUUUUUGCAAGAAUUUGUAGGUUUAAAUACUAUCUGUUGGAUUUGAUAAAAUAGAUAAUUUAAACAAAAAGCUGUAAGUAGUUUGUAAAUUACGGUUAAAAAGUUGGGGAAAAGUUCGACAGUGCCAAAACGUAACCUAGUGCCAACAGUUUUAAAGUUUACACCAUAAAAAUGUUUUGCAAAUCUGUAGUCAAAAUAUUAAACGUUGUGAUUAUGUAUGUUUUCAUUUCCAAUAAAAGCUAUUUCAGUUUUAUAAAUAUGGAAAAUUCUGCAUUAAAAGUGCUUUUUAACCAAAAUGAAAAAGGACUUCCAAGUUGACUUUCUCUUGAAUUUUGAUGUAAUUUGUGCAAUUUUCCCAGUCUGCUGUUGUGUAAUGAACCUUCUGAAAAUGAUCUAGUGUCACAUAAUAAUGAUGUCAUCCUUGUUUUUUGCUAGUUUGGUGUAGGUAUUUUUUAAGAUGCGCUGUGCCACUUAUAUGAAAGCCAAAGUAGGAAUAACACUUUUUAUUAAUUAUUGGGAAUAAAAACUAUACAGUAAAAUCGAUUUAAACUGUAUGGGUCAUAGUUGAUACUUUUAUUAUACAGGUAACCUUUAACAUUAGCUAUGAAGAGUUAACCUUUAAAAUUAGCUAUAAAGAGUUACUUUGGGCUGUACAUCUGAAACCGGUUUAGCAAAUCACACAAACUACCAGCAUACUGGCUCAUUUUGUGGUUGUUACGGUGACCAUAACACAGCAAGUUUGACCAAUGAUUAAUUCUUUGAUGAUCAGUCAGUUGGACAAGUAUGUAUUGCAAAAUUCCUCUCCCCUCAUCUUGAACCGGUUAGUGAGAGAAAAGUAUUUCAUAUUACCGUCAUCUGUCCAUAAUGAGCAGUUAAUUUCUACGCAAAAUGCAGUGAUUCAUUUUACACUGUGUUGUUCAUCCUGGUGAAGAAGGUACAUUUAUAAUUGUGUUGUCGUUUUUCUAAUUCAAGAUCGAUCGUCUUUUGGGAGUGUGAGGGUUAUAAUAUAUUUUGUGUUAUUUUGAGAGUCCAGAAUGUGUUGCACGUUUACUUCACGUGUCAUCUGGAAGACAUUUUGUUCCACAGAUUGUGACACAUUUUUAAGCAUCUUCAUGGUUAAAUUGAUUAUUUUGAUAUUUUCGAAAAUAUUUAGUGUAUAAUCAGUAUAUUUUCAUAUAAUUAUAUUUUUUUAGAAAAUAUUUUACAUUUGUAAAUGUACUAAAGAAAUCAUAAAAAUAGCAAGUAUUACAUAUUAUUGCAAUUAAAUUGCUAUUAAAUAGUAGAAAGGUUCUUUUAAAUAAUUUAAUAAAUCAAUGUUCAUGUAAAAUAGAAUUUGUUUUAAUGUUUUAAUUAUUUUUUUGGUUAUGAUUACUUUAUUAUUAUUUUAUUUUUUAAAUACAGUGUGCAUUUAGAGUUAACUGCUCUUACUUGUAUUACCAUAAGACUAUUUCUCCUAUUGACAAAUUUGUCUCCACGGUGGAAGCAUUUCUUUUUCAAACUUUAUGCAUCAUAUGUAGCCAGUAUCGUCUCAUAAUCAUUUUUUUUUUUUUCGUUCUACAUUCUACUAAACGGAUCCACUUAGAAUGUUAUGUAAUAUGUACUCUUUACCUACAUAUUAAUUAGUAAUUAUUUUAUUUCGGGUUCAUGUUCUCAGAAACACUUCUUUUUAUUUUUGGAGGCCUAACAUUUUUCAUUGCUCAAAAUUGAUGAAGCUGAAAAUUGCUUCAUUGCAGUGUGCAUGUGGAAUAAAUGUGAUGAAUAUUCUUUAAA